Penicillium psychrosexuale is the source of this 324-nucleotide messenger RNA. RefSeq lists its product as uncharacterized. Lineage: Eukaryota; Fungi; Ascomycota; Eurotiomycetes; Eurotiales; Aspergillaceae. The record is from RefSeq and is a predicted model, not a curated record. The annotation marks the transcript as partial. The transcript has 2 exons.
GAAAAGCGGGAGCAAAAGAAAAAAAAGAAAUCUCUCCCUCGGGGAAUCGAACCCCGGUCUCCCGCGCUUAUCGAUUUUAAUGACAAGCGGAAAUCAUCACCACUAGACCAAGGAAGAAUGCGAUGGCCGAGUUACUGCUCGGCCACUUGGCUGGUUGAUGGAAAUAGUACCCCACCGGGGCAACAUAAGGGAGUUGGGAAUAACCUCAAUACCAGCAUAACCCUAAAACGUACAAUCUUCUACUUGAUAUCACUCUGUUCUCAGUAUACUACUUCCUUCACUUCAUCCUCCAUCUCUAUCUAUUCUUACUUCCUGACCCACUAA